Scomber japonicus (chub mackerel) is the source of this 1395-nucleotide messenger RNA. RefSeq names its product ras-related GTP binding D (gene rragd). The transcript is spliced from 7 exons. Gene Ontology annotation, molecular function: GTPase activity; GTP binding. Gene Ontology annotation, biological process: cellular response to amino acid stimulus; cellular response to starvation; positive regulation of TOR signaling. The record is from RefSeq and is a predicted model, not a curated record. Gene Ontology annotation, cellular component: lysosome; nucleus; Gtr1-Gtr2 GTPase complex. Bases 115 to 1311 code for a protein of 398 amino acids. Lineage: Eukaryota; Metazoa; Chordata; Actinopteri; Scombriformes; Scombridae.
GAGGGUGAAAGUUCACCAGCAUGGCUCUCACAUAUCAGAUGACAAUGUGUGAGAGUUGGACGCUAGAAGAGGCUUAAACACAGUCAAAAACAAAGCGACAGGAGAAGAAGGAACAUGACGACAGAGAAGGUGUCCGUACUGAGCGGGAAGGAGGAAGAGGAGGCGGAAGACGAAGACCCAGCUCUGGGAUAUUACGACGACGACGAAGACGACCUGGAGGCGUUUUCAGACGCAGAGUUAGGCUGUGAGGACGGAGUGCUGGGCUUCAGUGACUCUCUGAACGGAGAGGUCAAACCUCGGAUCCUGUUGAUGGGUCUGCGUAGGAGCGGCAAGUCCUCCAUCCAGAAGGUGGUUUUCCAUAAAAUGUCCCCCAAUGAGACCCUGUUUCUGGAGAGCACCAACAAGAUCUGCAGAGAGGACGUCUCCAGCAGCUCCUUCGUCAGCUUCCAGAUCUGGGACUUCCCGGGUCAGAUAGACUUCUUCGACCCCACCUUCGACUACGAAAUGAUCUUCAGAGGCACUGGAGCGCUGAUCUUUGUCAUCGACUCACAGGAUGACUAUGUGGAGGCUCUCAGUAGGCUGCAUCUCACAGUGACCAGGGCUUAUAAAGUCAAUCCAGAUAUCAACUUUGAGGUGUUCAUUCACAAAGUGGACGGCCUGUCAGAUGACCAUAAAAUCGAGAAGCAGAGAGACAUUCACAAACGUGCCAACGAUGACCUGGCAGAUGCAGGUCUGGAACAAAUACACCUGAGCUUCUAUUUAACCAGUAUAUAUGAUCACUCCAUAUUCGAGGCUUUCAGUAAAGUGGUCCAGAAGCUCAUCCCACAGCUGCCCACGCUGGAGAACCUGCUCAACAUCUUCAUAUCUAACUCUGGUGUUGAGAAGGCCUUCCUGUUUGAUGUGGUCAGUAAGAUAUACAUCGCCACAGACAGCAGUCCAGUGGACAUGCAGACAUACGAACUGUGUUGUGACAUGAUCGAUGUGGUGAUCGACAUCUCCUGCAUCUAUGGUCUGGAUGAUAGUGAAGCUGGGUUGCCGUAUGAUAAGGAGUCUAUGGCCAUCAUCCACCUGAACAACACAACAGUCAUGUACCUGAAGGAAGUGACCAAGUUCCUGGCCAUGGUCUGCUUCCUGCGCAAGGAAAGCUUUGAGAGGAAAGGAUUGAUUGACUACAACUUUCAUUGCUUCAAGAAAGCCAUUCAGGAGGUUUUUGACGUCCGAGUGAAGGUUCAACAGAAUCGUAAACUCCUCAGUCAGAGGAGGUGGAGCAAACUGACUAUGACUAAUGGUGUGCUCAACAACCCCCACUGACAACUGGCAGCCAAAUGUACCUAAACUGCACCCUGACAGAUACAGGAGACUCCAUACUCACUGACAGGAACAUCGACCUUUUCA